Prorocentrum cordatum is the source of this 3537-nucleotide messenger RNA. NCBI's taxonomy places the organism in Eukaryota, Dinophyceae, Prorocentrales, Prorocentraceae. The record is from the annotation of a GenBank genome assembly.
UUUCUCCCGAACAUUGUUGCAGCAUACUUCCUGGGGUCUCAGCCUGCCGCAAUGCCAGCGGUGCUGUCGAAGUGCAAGUAUUGCCAGCGAGAGAGAGGUUCCAUGACCAAGAGCGGCUUUGAAAUCAAAUGGCGCCGGCCUCAGGGUCGCGAGUGCAACUCGUGUCCGAAUGUGCAGCGGUCUCAUCCGCAAUGGCUGGAGCAGUGCGACAACAACGCCGGAACCUUGUCCAACAGGUUGGAGUCGGACGGCGUCUUCCUUGCAGGCUAUAUGGAGGACGUUGACAGCUGGGAGUCCAAGAGGUCCAAAAAAGAGUACACCCCCUCGGUCAAGAAGACCGUGAGCGCCUACCAGUCCGACGAGUGUGUCUUCGAGUCGGUGGUCGGCUACCUGUGGCCCCUUGCCGUAUACAAGAGGGAGAAGAAGUGCGAGCCGAAACAGAAUAAGCACCAGGUUCAGACCAUCGACGGCCGGAAGUGCGUGAUCCUGGACGCAUCCCACGGCACCCACUUGACCGUGCCAGGGGUGGAAAUAUUCACAAAAAAACGUAAAGUGGGAGUGACUUCGUCUGGUGAGUUCGCGAACAGUGCGGAGGGCUCUACCGACGAGCAGGUGAAGAAAGCAUACAAGGCAGGACAGACAGCUUUAGCGACGAAGGCUCGCCACGACGAGGAUACGGGCGAAGUCAAAGUCAAAUCCGGUAAGUUGGAUGUUGGUGGGGACCCCGAGGGUGAGGAGUCGCUGCUGUUGGACAUUUGGGGGUCGUCGCUUUCCAGGGCCAAGAACGCGCCGAAGGCCGGCGACCAGGCGGAGGACGGGGACACAGAGGACACCCCGUCAAAGCCCCCCAAGAAGAAUGCAGGCAGCAAGCCCGACCUCAAGGACACACCAGCGCAGGAGGACGACGACGGCGAAGUUUCCCUGGGGAGGCCGACUCCAGUGAAGCAGCAGCCCGUGAUCAAGAGGGCAAAGAUUGGCGGGCAGGGCGAGUCAGCGUUGAUGAAGUUAGCAAUUGAUGUUCAAUCUUUCGUCAACGAGAUGUGCACCAUGACUCGAGACGAUCUCCUGGACUGCAGCGGCGGCUGGCCCGUGAAAGCAACCAGGUUUCGCGCGAAGGCCAGGAUCUUGCAGUUGAAGUACGACAGCAAAAUCGAAAGCCUCAAGGGAGAGGAGGCUCUCAUGUCGACGUCAACCUGGCGGGACGCUUGCAAGACCAACGACUCAUUGGGAAUUCUGUGUGCGCUGCUAGACUCGAUGUUUCCACCGGACCCGGAUGCUAAAUCGUCAUUCCUGCUGUCCUCGGCGAUCGAGGCUUUGGCGAAAGUGCGCGAGGGCUAUAAGCUCGAGAAGCACUGGGACGUCUUGUGCUUCAUCUUGCAUUGCCAGUUCACCAUGACCACCGAUACAUACGUGGCCGUCGCUUCGGCUUGCAGUAGGCUGGCCGCGGACAGCGGCUACGAGCCGAACUUGGCGAAGUUGGUGACUUUCUCAGAACCCUUCGGUGGCAUUGGCGAACAUCUCGACGACAUUCGCGCGAAGGUGUUCAGCGCCUGGGCGAUCGGAUUCUUGCAGAUGACGUUGCCUGCCGACGCGAAGGCCGACGACGUCGCCCCUCUGUUGGCCCCGGCGGUUGCGUUUGUCAAGGCAUGGGCAGAGAAGGUGUCCGUCGCCGACUCCGGCGGCGAACGCGCGACCAAGUUCGAGGGCGGGGUGUCUUCCGUCGUCCUUUUCAACCCGGGCGAUGUUAACCAGGAGAAGGUUGACGAGUGGACUUCGGCAUUGGAGGAUCUGACCGCCGAGAAGAAGUCUUCCGUCGCCAAGUCGAUCACGCAGCCUCCCUCGAGGGAGAAAGGGAAUGCAUUGCAGACGAUGGGCAAUUACCUACGCGCUCGCAUCCUCUUGGCGACAUCGGCUUGGAACGCCGAUAAAGGGUACUUGAUCGACCUGGAAGGCGUUGACUCGGCUCUCGCUCACAUGCGCCUUCCGAGCAAGGUCCUCAUCGUCGCAGCCCUCUCCCAGAACAAGGAUUUUGCGACGAGGAACUCGUCCACUGGGUUCCAGACGAAGCACGGUGCGAUGAUCAAGAAAUGCAACGACCAAUUCGAGGCCUAUUGCACCAGGGCCGUCGAGGGGCUAUGCGAGAGGGCGUCCAAAGAGUUCAGGAUGGGUGAUCUGGAGAAGACCUUUGUCGAGUUUGCCACCAAAGUCCACGAGGAGAAGCCCCAGCAGGCGAUGGUUGACCUGUGCAAGGGGUGCGCCACUGUUGCAUUCGUGCCACCUACCAUUGCCAUGGACAAGAUGUUCUUUGACGACACGAUCAAGACGUGCCACUCCACUGGAGCCUGGCUGUCAGCAGUCUUUGAGAAGCUCAUGGACGCGCUGCCCUCCCUCCACACAGCGUUUGCUUCGGACGAUGUCGGCGUAGCCACUGAGGCCAUUCACUCAGGCUGCAUGGGGCUCCUCAGCGUCUUGUGGCCUAGCGGCGGCAAUGCCGACGGACAGGCGCUGGCGCAGAAAUUCCCAGCGGUCGCUGUCGUCGCCGGUUCCAUCGAGAAGCGCGUCUUGGAGCUACUUGCGCCGAAGUGCACGGCCCUCGUGACAGCAGGGGCCGAGCUGAAGAUCGCGACGGAGGUGGCCCCGGUAAUCUCCCAGACGAAAGCCGAGGAGUUGCAGGCGGCGUUGUUCGACGCCGAUAAAUCGCCUUCUAGCUUGGCCAGGCUGGGCUCCCUGAUGCGGCUGAAGGAGGUGGCCGUCGGCAAGGAUAAGCUCGUUCACUACGCCACCCCGCUGAUGAUUCAAUAUUGCAUUUCAUGGCACGUCGCGGCCGCCGCAACCCACGCAGAUAUUGUCGAGAAGGUGUUGGCGGAGUGCAAGGUCACUGCAAACGCCAUCAAGCACGGCGUCGAGUUUGGUUUCGCCGACGUGUUCCAGCAGCACCUCGAGCAUCGCGCCAAGGCGUUGCAAGAGAGUUGCACCGGCGCACUGGCCCAGCAGUUCGGCGUCCUCUCGGGCGCAUUCCUGGAGUGCUCGGCGCUCGCCGACAAGGUCGCCCUCCCCGAGACCGCUGGCAUGACGGAGAAGAAGGCGCAGGCGUUUCUUCAAGAUGGGUCUGUUGUUUCUCUGCAUGCCUGCGUCUCCGAGGUCAAGAAGAGCUACGCUCUGUUCGCACGGCUGUGCGAUUCGAUCGACACGGAGGUGGCCCCCAUGCUGGAGGGCUACUCGGCAGGAUCUGGCGCUCGCGUGUGCGAGGCCAUUGGCUUGCAGAAAGCCCAGGCCCUUGCACUUGAGCAGAAAACCGGCGCCGCGGUCGGGCGUCGCCUUGGUGACAUUUCGCCCUUGCAGGUCCUUUUCUUUUCGCCAGAGGAUGCGAAGGCAUCUCUGGCUGCUCGGCUCGUGGCGUCUUUCGCUGCGAGCCCGAAGGUCGUCGGCGGCCUGUCGACUACGUGCUGCAAGAUGUCAGCCAGCGAUGGCCUCUUGAAGUUGCUCACCCAAGCGACUGAGCAGCCAAAGGCUGCGAAGCCGGUCCAGGAACAGUGA